GGACUCUGCGCUGGGGCGGAUCUCUGGCCCCCUAACCCUCCCCAUGAACCAGAGCACCCCCCGGUUCUACUCUGCUUCUCCUUUCGGUCUGGGGAGGGGUCGCGCUCUGCUUCUUUCGUGGGCACUGGGACGUCGUAGACGCGCCAGGACUUGAGGCCGGGAGGAAGAGGACAUGCUAUUUUAAUUGCUGCGGGGCCGGGCGGGGGCGCUAUUCCCUGCCCGGGUCCCCAUCCUCCCCGGCACCUCCCCCAGCCGGUCCCGUUCCCCUCAUCCCAGUGUGGGAGCCCCGCCCCCUCCCCAGACCACCUUAGCAGAGCCUCUCUCCGGAACACCCCUCCUUGGGCCCCACCGAAAGUUUGGCUUUAGGGAAGGUAGGAGCGGUCACCGGGUAAUUGGGGUCCCUGAACCUCUGACUCGGGCCCCAGGGGAAGCCAGGGCGGAGGGGGUAGAGAGGAGAUUGGGGGAAGAUGUUUCGUGAUAUUUCCUAUCGCCAGCGGUGGCAGGACGGGUCUGACCAACCCUCUAACGCUGGGGAGCCGGGCUGUGCCCCUCUCCCCAGGCCCUGCUCCUAGCUCUGAGGGUUUGGGACCUCCCCGCGAGCAGGCACCCCUGCCCCCUCCUGCCUCCACGGGGGGCCCAGGCGCGCCUCUCCCCCUCCCCCACCACCCCCAUCUGCCCAGAAUUGCUCCGGAUGCUUGGGGUGGGAAGGAGGCGGCCUCGGGGUGUUGAAGUUGCCUGUACAUAUUAUGGAAAUGUUACCUCGCGCUCCCCCUUGGCAUUAUCUCUCCGAUUACAACCACACACACGCACACGCAUGGUGCCUCAGUUUCCCUAGGCCUCCUUGUCACGGAGGGAUGGGGGGCUUUCCUGCUUGUUUCCCACUCCGUUGUCUCUUACUCCCAUGCUUCUUUCUCUGGGCCUCUUGCACAGUUUGUAUCUGUUCUGAAACUCUUAGUUUCUCCUUCCUCCCCCUCUCCACUCUGUUCCAAGGUGUCAGCACUUGGGGAAGGAGCAUAAAGCCAGCUCUGUUGCAGCUUUUUGAUGGGGAGGUUUCCCCAGGGGUUCCCUGGUUUGGAGUUGGGGGUUGAGGUCUUAGAGCUAGCUGUCUUUGGAAUGAGACAGGAAACAACCCCCAGGUGAGACCUGGGACUCAGGAUUCAGGUCAGAGUAGCUGGCUGGGGUUCAAAAUCUUUGCAGGACUGGGCAGGAAAGGGGGCUCUCUGCUGCCCCUCGCCUUGCCUGAGAGAUCUUGUUUGAUGGAGCUGCUGCUCUGGGAAUGGAGAGAACCUGAACAGGAAGAGGUUACAUCUUUGUGCAGGUUAGAUGCCCACCCCACUCCUGCAGCCUCUGGCCCCCAGAGCGAAGGUUGGGAGCUGCACUGCCUUUGUUACCAGAAGACUUAUGUUAUAAUUUUCCCUGGGUGGACCAGGGAUGCACAAAAGGGUGACUCUCCCCAGUCCCCCUGCUCCCCACCCCGGCAUCAUGCAUCGGACCACACGGAUCAGAAUCACAGAGCUGAACCCUCACCUCAUGUGUGCCCUCUGUGGGGGGUACUUCAUCGAUGCCACUACCAUCGUGGAGUGCUUGCAUUCCUUCUGCAAAACCUGCAUUGUGCGCUACCUGGAGACCAACAAGUAUUGCCCCAUGUGUGAUGUGCAGGUCCAUAAAACCCGGCCGCUGCUGAGCAUCAGAUCAGACAAAACCCUGCAAGACAUAGUCUACAAAUUGGUCCCUGGGCUUUUUAAAGAUGAGAUGAAACGGCGGCGGGAUUUCUAUGCAGCGUACCCCCUGACAGAAGUCCCCAAUGGCUCCAAUGAGGACCGUGGAGAGGUCCUAGAGCAGGAGAAGGGGGCUCUGAGUGAUGAUGAGAUCGUGAGCCUCUCCAUCGAGUUCUAUGAAGGCGUCAGGGACCGGGAGGAAAAGAAGGGUCCUCUGGAAAAUGGGGAUGGGGACAAGGAGAAGGUGCCUCCCCUGCAGCAGACGGGGGUACGCUUCCUGCGGUGUCCAGCAGCCAUGACCGUCAUGCAUCUUGCCAAGUUUCUCCGCAACAAGAUGGAUGUACCCAGCAAGUACAAGGUGGAGGUUCUGUAUGAGGACGAGCCACUGAAGGAAUACUACACCCUCAUGGACAUCGCCUACAUCUACCCCUGGAGGCGGAACGUCCCUCUCCCCCUCAAGUAUCGUGUCCAGCCGGCCUGCAGGCGGCUCACCUUGCCCACAGCACCCACCCCCUCCGAGGGCACCAACACCAGCGGGGCGUCCGAGUGUGAGUCAGUCAGCGACAAGGCUCCCAGCCCUGCCACCCUGCCGGCCACCUCCUCCUCCCUGCCCAGCCCAGCCACCCCCUCCCAUGGCUCUCCCAGCUCCCACGGGCCCCCAGCCACCCACCCUACCUCCCCAACUCCCCCUUCGACAGCCAGUGGGGCCACCACAGCUGCCAACGGGGGCACCUCGAACUGCCUGCAGACAUCAUCCUCCACCAGCAGGGGGCGCAAGAUGACCGUCAACGGAGCUCCUGUGCCCCCCUUAAUUUGAGAAAAGGGACCCUCUCCCUUCCUUUCCAGCCAUGCCUCUCCACCCCUCCACUUUUUCUGGGCCCUUUUUCCACCUCUUCUACUUUUCCCAGUUCCUCCCACCUUAGGGGUGGGGGGUGGGUUUUAUAAAUAAAUUUAUAUAUAUAUGUACAUAGGAAAAACCAAAUAUACAUACUUAUUUUCUAUGAACCAACCAGAUUAAUUUAAAUGCCACAGGAAACAAACUUUAUGUGUGUGUGUAUGUAUGGGGGAUGGGGUGUUCAUUCUUAGGGGGUCUUGUGUGAUUUGCUCUGCUCUCUUUUUGGGGGUGCCAGGAAGAGGGUUGGAGGGGCUACUUGAAACUCAGUAAAGCUCUACCCCAUCCUAUUCUGUUUCCCAAGGCAGAUGGGGUGUUAGGGGGCCCUACCACCCAGCCCACAGAACUUUUGGCACAAGUCUAACUGGCUGUGUAUGGGGUCUACCCUCUUUCUCACCCCAUUUUGGCCUGCUGUCCUGCCCUGACCAGUUCCCCUACCCCCAUUACUGAAUGUCCAGAGAACUUGCUAAGACAGUGCCUUUUUACAAAUGCAGUUUAUCCCCUGGGUCUGAGGAGCAAGUGGGUGGUGGAGAUUGCAUCUCCCUAACCCACUCCUCUUACAGUGGAAACUUUGUGCAAAGAAUAUAGUUCUGCCUUUUUUUGUUUUGCUUUUUUUUUCCUUGUGUGUGGCCUUUGCAUCAUUUACCUUAGGGAAGAGAAGGUUCAGGCCACUGGAGGCGUCCACUGUGGCUUUAGAAUUGUGACCUGCUUCACCUGCUUCUGCCCCCUGCCCCCACCCAGGAACCUUAUUUGCAAGGCUGGUGGUAAAGUCUCAUGGGGGCUUGGAGUGGAGGUUAACCUCAAAACAAGCUCAGACCCCAGAUUUUGGCAAAGGCGAAACAUCCCUCCAGUCCCUUCCUCACCCCCAGCUGAGGCCAAGUCAGGAAAGCGGCAGAGGCAUCUAAAAGCACAAGGAGACACAAACCUGUAAACUGUGACCUUAGCUCUCUUCCGAGGUCAGCACACCGCGCCCUGAGGGGCAGACCCCAAAAGAUCCCUUCCCACCUGUUUUUUUCCUCCAAUGUACAUAGAUCAGAGUGGAGAGGAGGUGAGGAGGCAAGACUGUAUCACAGCCUGGGUGUUUGGGGUUGGGAGCCCUCCAACAGGUUUGUCGUGUUUGCACCUUGUCCUGUGUCUGAGGCGCUGUGGCUGUACCCUGCUCCUGCCCUGGGACAUUUGUAUCUCCUGGCUUUGUAAUAAAUCUGCUCACUCUC
Messenger RNA from Manis javanica (Malayan pangolin), 3824 nucleotides. The record is from RefSeq and is a predicted model, not a curated record. NCBI's taxonomy places the organism in Eukaryota, Metazoa, Chordata, Mammalia, Pholidota, Manidae.